AUGGAUGAGCCAUCCAGGGUCAAGCUAUCCAUCCUUGGCAGCCAGUUUGGUGACUACAUCAAUGCAAACUACAUUCCGGGGGCGAACUCCAGGAAGGAGUUCAUCGCAAGCCAGGGUCCUCUGCCUGCCACAGUGAAUGACUUCUGGAGGAUGAUCUGGGAGAAGAACAUCAGGACUAUAGUGAUGCUGACCAGGUGCAACGAGCAGGGACGAGUGAAAUGUGAACAGUACUGGCCGGCUGAGAGUAAGCACUACAACAACAUCAUCGUCAAGACAACUUCUGAAAUCACUCUUGAUGACUGGGCCCUGAGAGACUUUGAAGUCAAAAAUGUGAGUUCCUCCUAAUGCGUGC
Messenger RNA from Clupea harengus (Atlantic herring), 352 nucleotides. Its product is annotated as receptor-type tyrosine-protein phosphatase eta-like. The transcript has 4 exons. The coding region runs from base 1 to 345 and encodes 114 amino acids. Lineage: Eukaryota; Metazoa; Chordata; Actinopteri; Clupeiformes; Clupeidae. The record is from RefSeq and is a predicted model, not a curated record.